GCGACAUCAUGCCUCCCCCAGAAAGCCUGUUCGCCAUCGACUCGCCCCGCAUCGCCGCACUCAGCGAGGUGCCCGAGGACAGCGUCGUGACCCCGCGCUCGCCCUACUUCCACGCUGCGCUCUCCUCGUCUACCUCGACCUUCAAAGCCGCGACCGCCGCGACGGCCGCGACGAGCAGCAGCAGCCUGUCCAGCGCGUCCGCCACGUCGUCCUCGCGCGGCGUCGCGGGCCCGCGGAGCCCGUCGCACCUCGUGCGGCCGUCGCCCUCGAGGUCCACUAGCGAGGUGCGGGAGAGCGUCGCAAGCGCUGUAACAGGGAGUGGGCGCGGCACGCCUGCCGCGGGCGGGAGCCGAACACGGUCGGGCUCGCCGGCGACGCUGAAGGAGAAGCACCGCGAGCGCGAGGGCGAUCGGGAGAGCGUGCGGGAGAAGCACCGGGAUCGUGGCAAAGAGCGGAGUGCUAAAAGCUCGAAGAGCUCGGGCAGCACGCAGAGCGGGCCCCGGAUGCGCACGACGCCGCACCUCCCUCACGCGAAGGACGUCGAGGUGGCGCCGCCGACGCUGAUGUACUGGAGCCCGGCGCCGGUGUUUGGGCUGCUGCCGCAGCACGGGAUGCGGGCGCACUCGGCGACGCUGGUGGACAGCGUUGUGUGGCUGUUUGGCGGGUGCGACGAGAAGGGGUGCUGGAAGGACGUGUAUCUGUUCAAUACGGAAACGAUGCAGUGGAUGCAGCCCGUGAUGCUCGGCGACGUGCCCCCGCCAUGCCGCGCGCACACAGCGACUCUGGUUGAUCGCCGGAUGGUGGUGUUUGGCGGCGGAGAAGGCCCUGUAUACUACAACGACACAUUCGUGCUCGACACGGCGACCAGACGCUGGACGCGGGUUGUCUUCCCGGAGGGUGCGCCCGUGCCCCCACCACGGCGUGCGCACACGGCAGUGCUAUACAAGAAUAAAGUGUGGGUGUUCGGAGGUGGGAAUGGCAUGGAGGCCCUCAACGAUGUGUGGACACUGGACGUGAGCGGGCCGGUGGAGCGGAUGCGGUGGCAGCUGGUGGACACGCGGGGCAAGAAGCCAAUCCCGCGGGGCUAUCACACAGCGAAUCUAGUCGGGAACGUGAUGGUGGUUGUGGGUGGCAGCGACGGGCGUGAGUGCUUCGCUGAUAUCUGGUGUCUGAACCUCGACUCGCUAGUCUGGAGUCAAGUAACGCUUGACGUGUCGUACCGACGGCUGUCGCACACCGCGACACAGGUUGGGUCGUACCUGUUCAUCAUGGGUGGUCACGACGGUAGCCAGUACACGUCGGAGCUGCUACUCUUCAAUCUCGUGGCGUUGAGCUACGAGCCCCGCUCGACGGCGGGGAAGCCCCCGUUGCCCCGCGGGUAUCACGUCGCUUUCCUCGCGGACAGCCGGCUCUUCCUCAUCGGCGGGUUCAAUGGGAGCGACGUUUACGACGACGUGCACAUUCUCGAUCUCGCGGGCGCGGCGUACCUCCCGCAAGUGACGAGUUUCACAAUCGACGUCGAAUGAAUAGGAGAACUACACCCUCGUAUCUACAUCUGACGGGCGGGGCCCACGAGAAGGGGGGAAGGGGGGAUGCGUGUAAUUUAUGAGGAUUGGAUAUCAGUAAGGAGCGCAUAAUCUUUGUUGUAUCUGACAUUCGCGCAUAUGCGCUGUUCAAGAACAUAGCAGUGGUUCCGUGGU
Molecule: messenger RNA, 1700 nt
Organism: Postia placenta MAD-698-R-SB12
Lineage: Eukaryota; Fungi; Basidiomycota; Agaricomycetes; Polyporales; Adustoporiaceae
Exons: 4
Coding region: 9-1526 (505 amino acids)
Molecular function (GO): protein binding
Source: RefSeq, a predicted model, not a curated record